Molecule: messenger RNA, 2049 nt
Organism: Desarmillaria tabescens
Lineage: Eukaryota; Fungi; Basidiomycota; Agaricomycetes; Agaricales; Physalacriaceae
Product: L-glutamine D-fructose 6-phosphate amidotransferase
Exons: 7
Coding region: 1-2049 (682 amino acids)
Biological process (GO): protein N-linked glycosylation; UDP-N-acetylglucosamine metabolic process; fructose 6-phosphate metabolic process
Molecular function (GO): L-glutamine:D-fructose-6-phosphate transaminase (isomerizing) activity; carbohydrate derivative binding
Source: RefSeq, a predicted model, not a curated record
AUGUGUGGAAUAUUCGCCUACUGCAACUUCUUGAAGGAAAAGCGUCGUCAAGAGGUCCUUGAAAUACUUUGUGGCGGUCUUGCUCGCCAGGAAUACCGAGGAUAUGACUCAGCUGGACUGGGAAUCGACGGUGACAAACCUGGCGAGGUUGUUUUCUUCAAGGAGGUUGGAAAGGUAGCUGGCCUCCGAAAACAAAUUGCCGGAACCGUCAUGGAUUACGACAAAACCUUCGAUUCUCAAGUCUCCAUCGCACACACUCGGUGGGCAACGCACGGACCUCCUUCGCGUGCCGAAUUCAUCGUCGUUCACAACGGUAUCGUCACCAACAGCGGCGAGCUUCGUGCUGUGCUUCAAAAGCGUGGAUACCUGUUCGAGACGGAAACCGACACGGAAGCUGUCGCCAAGCUCCUGAAAUAUGUUUAUGAUUCGCAGGCGUCCAAGCACCUCACUUUCACCGACCUUGUCAAGUUGGUAUUGAAGGAGCUCGAGGGUUCCUUUGCAUUCGUUUUCAAGUCGACCCACUUCCCCAACGAGGUCGUGACGGCUCGUCGCGGUUCUCCUCUUCUUAUCGGCGUUAAGACCGACAGGAAGCUCAAGGUCGAUUUCGUUGAUGUCGAAUUCGCGCGGGACCCUAGUCAGGCCGCUAACCUUCAACCUACCUCGCCCACCUCCACCACAUCUUCACUCCUUGCCCCUCCCACUGCAAAGCCUGGUGCCCUUAGUCGACAGUCUCGCGGGUUCAUGUCAGAAGAUGGCCUUCCUCAACCUAUUGAAUUUUUCAUCGCCUCUGAUGCUGCUGCUGUCGUCGAGCACACCAAGCGCGUUCUCUACCUCGAAGAUGAUGACAUCGCUCACAUCGCUGAAGGAGAACUCCACAUUCACCGUCUCCGCCGCAAGGAGGAUGCCAACCAGACCCCUGGCCAGAUCGCUUCCACCCGAAGCAUCGAAACCCUCGAAAUUGAAAUCGCUGCCAUCAUGAAGGGCAAAUUUGACACCUUCAUGCAGAAGGAGAUCUACGAACAGCCAGAGUCGGUUGUCAACACCAUGCGUGGGCGUGUCAACUUUGACACUAACAAGAUUACACUCGGUGGCUUGCGGGAGUACUUACCCAUCAUACGUCGUGGUCGCAGAAUCGUUUUCAUCGCUUGUGGCACCAGCUAUCAUUCCUGCAUCGCUACCCGUGCCAUAUUCGAGGAGUUAACUGAGAUACCUGUCAGCGUCGAGCUAGCUAGUGACUUUUUGGACCGCAAGACGCCUAUCUUUAGAGAUGACAUCUGCAUAUUCUUGAGUCAAAGUGGCGAGACUGCGGACACGAUCUUGGCAUUGCGAUACUGUUUAGAACGCGGAGCACUCUGUGUUGGUGUUGUCAACACCGUCGGUUCUACUAUUUCUCGGGAGACUCACUGUGGUGUCCACAUUAACGCCGGUCCCGAAGUCGGUGUGGCUUCCACCAAAGCAUACACGUCCCAAUACAUUGCUUUGUUGAUGAUGGCUCUCCAACUUUCGGAAGAUCGCAUCUCUUUCACAGAACGUCGUAACCAAAUCAUUGAAGGUCUUCAUGCCAUGCCCUCCCAAAUCAAACGUGUACUGGAACAGGACUCCCAACUUCAACAGUUGGCCAGCACGGUUGCCGACAACAAAAGUUUGUUGAUCAUGGGCAGAGGAUACCAAUACGCUACAUGUCUUGAAGGUGCCCUCAAAAUCAAGGAGAUCAGUUACAUGCACUCUGAGGGUAUACUUGCUGGAGAGCUCAAGCAUGGUCCCCUGGCCCUGAUUGACGAGAAUAUGCCCGUCAUCAUCAUCAUGACGCAAGACUCCCUCUAUCCCAAGGUUCAGUCUGCAUUUGCACAGAUAACGGCCCGGAAGGCCCAGCCCAUCGUCCUUUGUACAGAAGAUGAUGAUGGUAUCCCUAAGGGCGCUAAGACGAUCCGUGUUCCGAAGACCACCGACUGCCUCCAGGGCCUCUUAAACAUCAUUCCCCUUCAGUUGCUCAGUUACCAUCUGGCUGUGAAGAACGGAUGUGAUGUUGAUUUCCCCAGGAACUUGUAA